Pelmatolapia mariae (spotted tilapia) is the source of this 6338-nucleotide messenger RNA. RefSeq names its product mucin-2. The record is from RefSeq and is a predicted model, not a curated record. Bases 732 to 5588 code for a protein of 1618 amino acids. The transcript is spliced from 5 exons. NCBI's taxonomy places the organism in Eukaryota, Metazoa, Chordata, Actinopteri, Cichliformes, Cichlidae.
AGCUGGAGCUCAGAGUUGUAGGAGGAGAGACAGCUACGCCUCUGUACGGGACACCACCACCAGCAGCAGCAGCAACAACGACACGGGCUACAACUGCAAGAGAACAACAAGAUGAAACAUUUGGUGAAACAUUCAAGCAGGAGGAACACCAUGGUGACAAACGCCCAGCUGAGCAGUUCUCUCACCAAUCAGCAAUCACACAGAAGGAAACACACAAAGCACUAAGAAAGGACCAAACUUCUUCCUGUGGUGAUGCAGAUAUCCAGUUCCAGCGGUCCAGCUUCACCUCCUGCCACGUCCUCCGACUCUCCACUAAUCCAGGCAUAAAACACAGCAAGAGUUUACACAGAUUGAUUGAACCACAGCGAGUUGAGACCAAGGACAGCAGUUUUCAGAUUAAUGGAAGAACGUCUGCAUCACAAACCUCUAUAGAGGCACCCAGCAUCUAUCGAUUGUCAGAGGCAAUACCAUUUCCAGCCAAAGAGAAAGAUAAGGUCAUCACCGCUGAUUGCAAUGAACUGGAGAUUACCAGGGACUUGAGCAGAACUCAGGCUUGUUCAAAUAGUGACUUUGGGACACAUAAGCUUAAUGCCUUGCACAGACUUUCAUUUGGAUCACAACCAAGGACUUACACUGGAUCUCUAACUCGAGCUGAGUCAGAGGGAAAUAUACAGGACCGUACAAAAGGCCUUGCAGACCGUCUUCAGGAAUUAGCUGACCCGCCCAGAACUAUGUUGUCUUCCUCAGUGGUCACGGUUCUCGCUCCUCACUGGAGUGGCCGACUGCGACGUUCCAAAAGAUUUGAUGGAACCGGCAGCUCUGAAGCCCAGGGAAAUACGCAAGAUGUGACAGGUGCUGCAGCAAACCGUGGUUUUCAGCAGACUCAGAGCCAACAUGGUGUGGAGAGGGGGUUUACAGGUGGACUGGGAACCCAACUGAGGCCUCCAUUUUCAGAUCUCAGGAGGAACACAGUGGACUGGUCAACUAAAAGUGAUCCUUUGAGCUUGGAAUCUAAAAGGGAAAUGAUUAAAACUGUUUCUUUGGAUGUGAACUCUGGAAGGAUGGACAAUAGAAAAAUAGACAGAGGUUCUUUAAGCGCUUUAGCUACCAGUGCCUCUGUAUCGCAGAGCCAAAAUGAACAAAGGCAAAAUCCACAAACUGUCCAUCAAGGCGGACACUCAUCUUCAAGCUCCAAACCAACAACCAGCAACGUACUUCUUUCUUUAAGGAGAGGCAACAUCGGUGGCAAGAAUCUCAAUGCAACCUCCCCUCUGAGCAGUUUUCCAAGUGAUCAGAAUGGAAAAUUAUUCACAACACCCCUCUCACAGAGCUUUCUCAAUAAUAAUGAACAAGAGAGGCCAAAGCCGCUCCUUUCUCCAUCAUCUAUUUCUUACAGAACAACUGAAACUAGCCCUGUCCUUUCUCCAUCACCCUCCAGCCUGAGAGAGCAGAGCACCUCUGACAGGUUCAUCUUUGCACCUUUACCAGUGGACAAAAAUGCAGACUGCAAACCGUUUGCCCAACAGUCUCAGACAAUAAAUAGGAUUCAGUCCAGUCUCACAUCCUCACAGACAUUUUUAGGUAAAGGACCAUCAGAAAGUCAACAGAACUACAGGGACAGAAGUAAAACUCUAUUUUCAGAGACCCCAGUCUCCUUGUCCAGACAGCCCCCAUUUGACUCUUCUGCCCAAAUGAAAACCCAGUCCUUUCCUAAAAGGACCACGCUGAAACAAACUUCCUGGUGGAAGCAAGUUACCCAGGAAAGCAGUUUCCCUUUCACCCCAAAAGACACAACCAACAACAAAGACAAGCCAAACACAACCUUACUUCCACCCUCCAGUAAUAAUAGUGACAUGACAUUUCCAAGUCAGCCUGAUAACAAAAGCAGGGGUAGUCCGGUCAACAACAACAGAGACAACAAUAACACAGCAGAGUCAGUUUGCACAGGUAAUAUGAACCUUUUUAUGAGGGCACAGGGAGGAACUCACCAUCUCGGACAAAGAAAUGCUGGGAAUUCACCUGAUCGUGAUUUGCACAGGUCUGUCAAGGACCAGUAUAGCUCAAAUGUAAACAACAGAGAAUACCCAAAGCCGCACAGUGUGCCAGAUGUUUUGUCUAGUUCUAAAAUUAGCAGAGCUACAGCACAAACAACACUGUGUCAACCUAAAGAUCCAGGCAAAUAUGAUUUAACCGAUGGUUCAUAUACAGCAAAUAUGUCUGAGUUACCAUCUGCUUUGCAAAAUCCCAGGAGCUCAGAUACACCCACAGAGAGCAGCAGCAAGUACAAAAAUAAUUAUUUUCCACCCAAACCCAACAACACCCCCAUGCCUCCUCACAGCGUAGACUCACAGAGGUUUACCAGCACACCGCUCUCUCUUGAUUUCACCAGUACUGUCAAUGGUAAAGUUCAUACAUCUCAAAAUGCCUCUGGUCCUCAAACCUCAAAAAUGAAAAGUAGUCCUUCCUACCAUUCUCAGUCAGUUCCUUCUCAGACCAAUAUUCAUACCUCGGCAUAUACAACCUCCACUGGCUCUUUGUCCCAGAAAACAAAAUUUACCAACAAUUCCUCUGCCACACCUCUUGGAUUUGAAAGAAGUUAUGCUUCCAUUCCUAAACCUUUCCACCCUAAAACUAUGUCCAGCCUGAUUUCCACAGUCAGUUCUGUCUCCAAAAAAGACUAUAGCGCCACUGCUUCCAACUCCUCUUCCUCUGCUACUGGCAGCCACCCUGUAGCCACCACUGCCUCAAGUUCUUCCCUUCUCAGUCCUGCUGUCACCUCUGCCGUUACCUCUCCUACCUCUGCCACUGUCUCCGCUCUCCUAACACCUCCUGCAACACCAGUUAUUACCAACCCCACUUCAAGCCCUAAAAAAGAGGGGAAAUUUUCUAGCAGCUCAGAGAAAGAGCCAAAGAAACUUGAGAAAAAGAAAGUGAGAAGAGUGACAUGGGAUGACUCGGUGGAUCUGCAACAGUCAGAGUCCAUCGCUGUGGAGAAGCUAGAGUCGUCAGAAGUCCAAGCGACCCCUCAAGCUACAUCUAAGUACCUGCGAAAUGCUCCAUCCAUCUUCUCCUUUCUGAGAUUGAGCAGUUCAACAAGUUCUUCUGUUUGUCACCCUAAACCCAAGACCUCCAGCACUGAGGUGGAAAAACCAGGAAAGUAUAGAUCCUUAUCAUCUGACUCGGCUGAUUUAGCAUUCAGGGAGUUUGAGCGAAACAAGCAAAGAGCUGGUGAUACAAUGAUUUUUAACCAGGGAAGACAGGACUUGCCCACACCAAGGCAUGAAAGAACACUAUCAGUGGAAUCUGGCACAGUUCAGUGCCGUACUUCAGCUCCUCUCUCCCUCCCUCCUGACUUUUCAAGUGGCUAUAAGGUUCGUUAUAGCUCUCCUCCUUACUCCACGCUCAUGUCUGCAAGGAUGACACAAGGGGAGACAAAGACGAGAACAACCAGAACAACCCUCUUCUCACAACCCUCCCAGUCAAAUUACACCCCACAUCUCUCUGUAAAUACUGACCCAGUUUCAGUCAUGACCUUAUCCACAUCCAAACCUCCUAUGUCACCUCCCAGACCCUCCCUUUCCCUGUCCUUACCCCUCCAAAAGAAACCUCCCAAACAAGAAAGUCCAAAUGUUGAGGUUUCAGAAGCUGAUCGAGCAAGCGACAAUAACAGCGGAGAUAAAGGCCAAGAGCGAAAGCUAUUACUUGUAGACAACAGAAUUCACAUCAGACCUCCUUCCCUGCAAGGUGAUAAGGCAGACAGCUCCACAUAUGUAACUGAGACACUGGUUUACAGCCUUAAAUCCAAAGUAGAUGCAUCGACAGCCGCAAAAAACACCACACCUAAUGCUUUACAGCAUACCAAUAACAGGCCGGUUUCCAUGGAGACCAAGUUUAGUCAACAGUCCCUGACAGGCCAGAGUAAGGGAGCAGCAGGUGAACCAUGUCGUCAUUCAGGUCAGAGCUCCAACAGCAGCAGCUCAACAGAGAGUCAGUCCCGGGAGACAGAAGAUUCCAGCAAAAGCAUGAAGGAGACUAUAAUGGGGAAAAGCAGGUUUUUCUCAGUAGACGUUAAUAAUGAACAAAACACAAAGAGAAGCCGAUUUGCACUGAAGAAGAGCGUCAGUACACCAAACUCCAGUUUGACGAGGUCAGAGUCAGACAGGGCCAAGAGUAACAACAAAGUGGACCAAGUCUUUAGCAAACUAAAGCAAAAAUUAAGCACAAGAUGGUCAACCUCACAAGCACCUUCUGUUAGCGGAUCGAGCGAUGUGAGUGUUGAGAGUAGCAAAAUUCCAGAGGAAACGGUGUCAGAGAAAGUAAUGGUGCUGAACGACAAUCAGGAAACAGAGGCUUCGAACAGGUGGACGCAAGAUAGAUACAUUCUGAUACCGUCCUCGGCUGCUGGAAACACAAACGUUGGGAAUCAGCGCUCCAGCUGGACCGAAAAAUCAUCUCUAGAAACGGACCAUGACAUGCAAAAUGCUUGUGCAGAACAAAUUUCUGAAAAGAAAGCCCCAGUUUAUCUGACAGUCCACGGUCCAACAGUUGACCAGUUAGACCUUGAACAAGACCAAGUAGAUUAUAAAGCAACAAGCCUGUCUUCCAGAGAUCCAAGUCCCAGUAGAAGUCCCGCUUUUCCAGCUUCAUUCAGGAGGUCCACACCUAGCCCCAGGAGUCCAUUCUCUCCCUUCUCCUCUCUUUCACCAAUGUCCCCAUUUUCCUCGUCUGAUGUAACAGACGACAGCGUCUUCUACAGCCCAAAGCUGCACCGCCGCAGAGAAUCCUCCUCUCCGUGCGAGCACGGAGAAGGGAUCAGCUUGGGAGUUCCGAGAAAAAGCCGGGCAUCCGUAGGUCCUCCAUGUGUGAGCCCAGGACAUGACAAGGAAAACUUGGCAUCCUCUUAUGCAGACUUAAAGUAUGGCAUUGAGCCUGGGAAGUCCUUUUCUGUGAGUUCUGUUCUCUCCAGUCGACCCUCUGGACCGGGACGUAUUUCCACAGGAUCCAGAUUCAUGAGUGUGGGUGACCUCUCUCAGUCUGCCUUCUCUUGUGGAGGUAAUAGUGGAGAUUUGGAUCAGUGGUCUGUCAAAUCUGAUUGGAGCACAGUGUAUGACUUCCAGGCUUCUGAGGAUGGUCGAAAAUCAUAUUUCCCAAGUGAUCCUGGUAAAAUGCGAUCAAGAUCUUUGCCUCGAUCGCUGACCAGGUGCUUGGCAAACUGGAGCUCUGGAGACUCUCCUCAACAUGUAAAUGCUACAGCUUCCAAGCCUGCUCACCUCCGGAGCCCAAACAUGAACAUUUGCCAGUUUGUGUGGGAUGCAGAGGCUCCGCCCACUCCUCCUCCAACACCUCCUCUGUCACCAGUGUCCAGGCGCAUGUCCAAACCACCCAGCCUUUCCUCUCCUACCUUUCCUAGCUCGCCAGGAGUACUACAUCCAGGGGACAGCCAGUCCAGGGGGCAUUUGCCCUCCAGAGGUUAUGUAUCCAACCUUAGCACCUUUGAUGAGUCAUCAGACAGCAGCUCGGACACAACAACUGAUGACGAAUACUACUUAGAAACAGAUGAUGAGGGAGAAAAAGAGACAGAACUGUAAAAGCAGAACAAGUGCUUUAAAAAUGCAAGUUUGUGAAACAUCCAUGAGGGAGGGGAUAAAGGAGGUGCUGUAAUCUUUUGGUGUGUAAUGACAUCUGCAUCUCUCCUGCUUUUGUUUUUUUGUUUUGUUUUUUUCACUCUGUUGAGACCUGAGCUCAGUCGGGACACCAGGUAUCCUGCAUGAUUUGGUUUUCGGAAGUGGUUGUUGUGGUCAGGGUAAAAAUAUACACAAUACAAGUAAGCAUGGAUUAUCAGCAUAAGUUUAAAUACGUUUUAAGUAUGUACGUUGUAAGUAUGUUGUAUUUGAAUGCAGACCUGUAAUUCCUGGAUAACAAAUAGACAUUUAUAGUUUGAGUGUCGCAUGGCAUUAGUGAGGUAUAUGCUGUAUCUUUGUAGUUGUUUCAAAGAACAAACUACUCUGUAAGCUUAGGCUUUUUGCACAAGUCUUUAGGUUUGCAUUUCAUCCUGGUAGGUAGCAAUAAGUACUGAGGUAACGUGGAUAAAUGUGCUGUCAUAUGAUAUUCCAUCAUCUCUGUUCUGCUAUGUUUAAGAAAUGAAAUUAGUUUUUGGUAAAUGUUCUAAUCGUAAAGCUGAUAUUUUCUUAGCACUUGUUUUUGUUUGUUUUUUUCAAAACAGGCAGAGUUUUGGUUUAAAAUGAUUUUUUUUGUACUUAGGGAUGAAAUAUAAUCUUGAUAUGAUUAACAUUUGUUUUCACCCUUAUAAAGUGCUCUAUACGGUGCCUGCUCUUAUU